AUGGCUUCAACGAAUCUAAGACCCGAGAGCGCCUUCUUCCAGCUCCCGGCUCACUACGGCUUCAAGGUUGAAGACACGGUCCGCUUCCAACGGGAUCAGCGGGUUGAUGACGACGACAAGCUCAUCGGCAGCUGCAACAGCAGCACGCCUCGCGCAGGCGCGGGGAGCGUCCUCGCGGCGAAAAUCUGCGAUGCCCUUGCCCGACACGGCUACGAAGACUCCAUCAUCCGAAAAGUCGGCGGUCUCGUCACCAGCAACAUGAUGACCUGUGCAUCGACGCAAGUAGGCGAGGAGGCUGGGCUGGAGACCAUGCCUCCCCGGGCCGAGGACGAUCAGAUGGAUAUGCAGCGGACGAUUGAGCUGAUGUUGCGAGGCUUGCUUGAUAAGAGCACACCUAGUUCACACACCGUCAAUGUGAAUUCGAAUGAGCCCGUGCUACUUGUCAAUGGCUUUGAUAGGAUUGAGAAACAUCGCUUCGCGGUGUUGGUACAUAAGACUGUACAGCAACUGCAGAAGGAUUGGAAUGUUUGGCCUGUGAGGGUGUAUGCGGGUCGCUAUUUUCCGACCAGUGGAGAUGGGUUUUCAGUUACCUUGCUCAAUGUGGUGAAUACAGAUAUCGGGGGCCCGAGUAUGGUGCAAUUGCUUGAUGAGCAUACUGAUUCUUCCGAAUGGAAGCAGUUCUUGAGGCGGGAGGUGUGGAGAGAUAGAGACCUUGUCUCCGUCGAAGAGGGUCAUUGGGUUUCUGGCGAGGACGACGACAAUGUUUCUGAUGGCGGAUCGGUGCACUCUUUCCAAAGCAACAGUUCAUACGCCCCCGAGUCGGUAUUGCGUCUGGUGAUAGAGAAAUCGCCAAGGGCACCUCACUCACCAAGUUUAGCCGCAGAAGACUCUGACGUUGGCGAAGCGGUACUGGAGAGUCCAUUGGGUCUGGAUGAGAAGGCUGUCGAGGAUGAAAUGAAAGGUGACAGCGAUGUUGAUUCGGCGUUUGCCGCCGUCGAGGAUGAAAAGAGUGGCUCGAUACUGGAGAAACGAGAAAUGUCUGAGCGAAACAUUGUGCAUCCAACCUGGGACCGGCGCCAUGACAGUACCUCAUUGAUCGAUCUGAUCCGAUUGCAAGCAUUGGACAUCCCCCCCUUGGGAGUUGAUGAGGAAACCAGAGUCGAGAGUUUGGACACCGCAGCGACCGAGCCAACCCCAUCUGAGCCAUCGAAGAAGGACGAUGACUCAUUCGUUUUGUUGUAG
Molecule: messenger RNA, 1242 nt
Organism: Exophiala aquamarina CBS 119918
Lineage: Eukaryota; Fungi; Ascomycota; Eurotiomycetes; Chaetothyriales; Herpotrichiellaceae
Exons: 1
Coding region: 1-1242 (413 amino acids)
Biological process (GO): glycerol catabolic process
Cellular component (GO): cytosol
Molecular function (GO): glycerone kinase activity
Source: RefSeq, a predicted model, not a curated record